Molecule: messenger RNA, 9030 nt
Organism: Acipenser ruthenus (sterlet)
Lineage: Eukaryota; Metazoa; Chordata; Actinopteri; Acipenseriformes; Acipenseridae
Product: phosphatidylinositol 4,5-bisphosphate 3-kinase catalytic subunit alpha isoform
Exons: 21
Coding region: 622-3828 (1068 amino acids)
Biological process (GO): cell migration; phosphatidylinositol 3-kinase/protein kinase B signal transduction; phosphatidylinositol-mediated signaling
Cellular component (GO): cytoplasm; phosphatidylinositol 3-kinase complex, class IB; phosphatidylinositol 3-kinase complex, class IA
Molecular function (GO): 1-phosphatidylinositol-3-kinase activity; 1-phosphatidylinositol-4-phosphate 3-kinase activity
Source: RefSeq, a predicted model, not a curated record
GUGUGUGUUAUAAGUGCUUUAAUUGAACCAGGUUUGCAUUUGAGUUUAAUUUAAUCGUAAAAUUAAGAAAAGGUAUCGGUUCAAACGAGGAUUCUGUGGAGUGCUCCAACAAAAAAUGGUACAACCCUUCGUAGUUUGUGGAGCUUGGGAGGUGGCACAAAGUGAUUGAUAGAAAUGAUUUCAGUAGAAGCUCGCGCGACAGUAGGUUUUUAGGGGUGGAAAUUAAGAAAAAAAAAAUUCUUCCCGGUGAGGGGCAAUAUUUUUUGUUGGGGUGUUAAUGAUUAUAUUCAGGGGAUGUUUAGGUAACAUCGGUACGCAUAUAGAAUUUUUUUUUUUUUAUGUUUUUUUGUCUAAAUAACCAUAAUGGGACGGUAAACCAAACCAAUUGAUAUUACCACAUUUCCAUACAAGAAAAACAAGGAGAAAGAGACCUGCGGUUGCUAUGGAGAAACUGCGGCUGUCAGACCGGGGGCAGGCCUGAGCCUCGGAUUGGAGUUACUGGGAAAGGCCGGGUACGGGGAGAGGUGGGAGCAACACUAGGAAAGAGAGGGAGUUGUUUUAAUAGAAGUCCAUUUGCUGAAUUACCUGAAGCAGCAUAGAGACUUUGAAGAUUAAGAAAAAAUGCCUCCAAGACCAUCGUCAGGUGAACUGUGGGGCAUCCACUUGAUGCCCCCAAGGAUUUUGGUGGACUGUCUCCUGCCUAAUGGAAUGAUUCUGACUUUGGAGUGCCUCCGUGAGGCCACACUUAUUACCAUUAAACAUGAACUUUUUAAGGAAGCCAGAAAGUACCCUCUUCAUCAUCUCCUACAGGAUGAAACCUCGUAUAUUUUUGUCAGUGUUACACAGGAAGCAGAGCGGGAGGAAUUUUAUGACGAAACAAGACGACUUUGUGAUCUCCGACUCUUCCAGCCAUUUUUGAAGGUCAUAGAGCCAGUUGGCAAUAGAGAGGAGAAAAUUCUUAACCGGGAAAUUGGUUUUGCAAUUGGUAUGCCUGUGUGUGAGUUUGAUCUUGUAAAGGAUCCUGAAGUGCAGGACUUCAGGAGAAACAUACUAAAUGUCUGUAAAGAAGCAGUGGACCUCAGAGAUGUAAAUGGGCCACACAGUCGAGCAUUAUAUGUUUACCCUCCGAAUGUAGAAUCCUCUCCAGAACUUCCAAAGCAUAUCUACAGUAAACUUGAUAAAGGUCAAAUAAUUGUUGUGAUUUGGGUGAUAGUUUCUCCCAAUAAUGACAAACAGAAGUACACACUAAAAAUUAACCAUGACUGCGUACCGGAGCACGUAAUAGCAGAAGCUAUAAGGAAGAAAACUCGGAGCAUGCUGCUUUCACCUGAGCAGCUCAAAAUGUGUGUGCAGGAAUACCAGGGAAAAUACAUCCUGAAAGUGUGUGGCUGUGAUGAGUACUUGUUGGAAAAAUACCCGCUUAGUCAAUACAAGUAUGUGAGAAGUUGCAUCAUGUUGGGGCGUAUGCCGAAUCUGAUGCUGAUGGCUAAGGAGAGUCUGUACACUCAGCUGCCAAUUGAUAAUUUCACCAUGCCAUCUUACGCUCGUCGAAUCUCAACUGCCACACCUUACAUGAAUGGAGAAACCUCUGCUAAGUCCUUAUGGACCAUUAAUGAUACCUUGAGGAUAAAGAUCUUGUGUGCAACAUAUGUAAACGUAAACAUUCGAGAUAUCGAUAAGAUUUAUGUGCGAACAGGCAUAUAUCAUGGAGGAGAACAGAUGUGCGAUAAUGUGAACACUCAGCGAGUGCCAUGUUCUAACCCAAGGUGGAAUGAGUGGCUGAAGUAUGACAUGUACAUUCCUGAUAUUCCACGUGCAGCUCGGCUCGGUCUAUCCAUCUGCUCUGUCAAAGGCAGGAAGGGGGCUAAAGAGGAACAUUGUCCAUUGGCAUGGGGAAAUAUUAAUCUGUUUGAUUAUACAGACACUCUUGUCUCUGGAAAAAUGGCACUAAAUUUAUGGCCUGUGCCUCAUGGACUGGAAGAUUUGCUAAAUCCCAUUGGAGUGACGGGCUCAAAUCCGAAUAAGGAAACUCCUUGUUUAGAGUUAGAAUUUGAUUAUUUCAGCAGCCCUGUGAAGUUUCCUGAGAUGUCAACAAUUGAGGAACAUGCUAAUUGGACAAUAUCCAGGGAACUGGGGUUUAAUUACUGCCCUACUGGCUUGAGUAACAGAUUAGCUCGAGACAAUGAGCUGACAGAAAGUGAUAACGAACAGCUCCGUUUGGUUUGUAACAGAGACCCUCUUUCUGAGAUCACUGAGCAAGAGAAAGAUUUCCUUUGGCGACACAGGCAUAUUUUGGUAAACAUACCUGAAAUUCUGCCAAAAAUUUUGCUUGCUGUAAAGUGGAACUCCAGAGAUGAAGCAUCACAGAUGUAUUGUCUGUUAAAGGACUGGCCCGCAAUUAAACCAGAGCAAGCAAUGGAGUUGUUGGACUGUAACUACCCAGAUCCCAUGAUACGUGAUUUUGCUGUGAGGUGUCUGGAAAAGUAUUUGACAGAUGACAAACUCUCUCAGUACCUAAUUCAGCUUGUACAGGUACUGAAAUAUGAGCAGUAUCUUGAUAACCCACUGGUGAGAUUUUUACUCAAGAAAGCUUUGACCAAUCAGAGAAUUGGACAUUUCUUCUUUUGGCACUUGAAGUCUGAAAUGCACAACAAAACAGUGAGUCAGCGGUUUGGCUUACUUCUGGAGUCCUACUGCCGAGCCUGCGGCAUGUACCUGAAACACCUGAGUCGGCAAGUUGAAGCCAUGGAGAAACUGAUUAACCUCACAGAUAUCCUCAAACAGGAGAAAAAAGAUGAAACGCAAAAGGUGCAAAUGAAGUUUCUUGUAGAGCAAAUGAGGCGGCCAGACUACAUGGAUGCAUUACAGAACUUUACCUCUCCACUCAACCCUGCACACCAAUUAGGCAAUUUAAGGCUUGAAGAAUGCAGAAUCAUGUCAUCUGCAAAAAGGCCUCUGUGGUUGAAUUGGGAAAAUCCAGAUAUCAUGUCUGAGCUCCUGUUCCAGAACAAUGAGAUCAUUUUUAAAAAUGGAGAUGAUUUGCGACAAGACAUGUUAACCCUGCAAAUCAUAAGAAUUAUGGAAAACAUCUGGCAGAACCAGGGCCUUGAUCUUCGGAUGCUUCCUUAUGGCUGUUUGUCAAUUGGUGAUUGUGUGGGGCUGAUUGAGGUGGUAAGAAGCUCUCAUACGAUCAUGCAGAUCCAGUGUAAAGGAGGACUGAAGGGCGCACUGCAGUUCAACAGCCAUACUUUACACCAGUGGCUUAAAGACAAGAACAAAGGAGAAAUGUAUGAUCUAGCCAUUGAUUUGUUUACACGUUCCUGUGCUGGCUAUUGUGUUGCCACUUUUAUCCUUGGAAUUGGAGACAGACACAAUAGCAACAUCAUGGUAAAGGAUGAUGGGCAGCUGUUCCAUAUAGAUUUUGGUCAUUUCUUGGAUCACAAGAAGAAAAAAUUUGGAUACAAACGAGAGCGGGUGCCAUUUGUCUUAACUCAAGAUUUCUUAAUUGUGAUAAGCAAAGGAGCUCAAGAAUGCACUAAAACCAGAGAGUUUGAAAGGUUUCAAGAGAUGUGCUAUAAAGCUUACUUGGCAAUCAGACAGCAUGCCAACCUCUUUAUAAACCUUUUCUCUAUGAUGCUGGGCUCAGGAAUGCCAGAGCUACAGUCUUUUGAUGACAUUGCUUACAUUCGGAAGACCCUGGCACUGGACAAAACUGAGCAAGAAGCUCUAGACUAUUUCAUGAAGCAGAUGAAUGAUGCUCAUCAUGGCGGGUGGACAACAAAAAUGGACUGGAUCUUCCACACGAUACGACAGCAUGCCUUGAACUGAAAUUAUGUUGAGCAAAGAAGUGACUGGGUUAUCCUGACAACCUAGUGCAUUGUUUCUCUUAGACAGAGUGAACAGUGGUUGACAUGCAACAGUCCUAUCAGCACUGAUCAAUCUGGGGAAAAAAGAGCACUACCAGCAUUCUCUAGUGGAAAGGUUUUUUUAACCGGAUAAUGGAUUCAUGUUCCAGUGUCAAACCCCCCACAGGUCAGGAGAAGAAAACGGUGUUCCUCAUGUUCAGUCCUUUUUUAAAAAAAACAAAAAAAACACCACACACAUUUGUGUACGUCCACCUGUGUGUGGUAUUAAGGAGCACAUUCCUUAUCCAAAUGUUAGGUUCUUGAUAGAUCACAUCUUCAUAGUGAGGUCACGUUGUGUGUGACUCACUGGAGACACCCAGUGGCAGUCUGUGGAAUUGUUUGUUGCUUUUUCAUUUUUUAUAUACACAGUUUACUUCUCUUGAUAUGUACAUUGCCAUCCUGUGCUUGUGACACUGCAUGUUUGUCCUGUCAUACUAGCGCCGCGAAGAUUGCGGGGGAGGAGGGGUCCUUGUAAACAAAGUUUUAUAUGUAUAUAGUAUACAUAAAACGUUUUUCAUACUUUAGAUAAUAAAACUCGUGAUACUGUAGACACAGUAGAGGUACAAAUAAUGGAAGAUCUUGCACUCGGGUAACAUCCCAGCUAGUGCUGGGACAUUCUAUUGAUUGGGCUCACCAAUGUUUAAUCUACCUCUGAACAAUACAGCCAGACAAACGAGCCAUCAAAGAAGGUUCUCAAGAUGAGCCAAGCCCAUAGUCACACAAAUUCCAGUAAGGAUGCAGAAACUGAUUCAAAGUGACUUUGUACCAUGCUAAAUUUUAUCGGUCCUUCUAUCACGGGCUCUAUUAACCAUCCUGUCAAUGUUACUAAUCAGUACACCCAGACUGAUUUCACACCAUGACAUUUUGUUCAGAAUCUUCAUCUACAAACCUGUAGUGCUUUUACAUGGAUCUCGCAAAGAAAUGUCUUGCAGAUCUGCUCAGAAUAAAGCAAUAGAAUCUUGGACGCUGUGUUAGAGAGACUUUUCUUUGAGAUUCAUUGGCAUGAGGUUUUGUAGACCAAGUACAAGACCAUUUUACAGUACAGUAACAGUAUUUUAUAAAUUUUGGAAAUUAACACAUUGUGGCAAAGGCAGAAUCUUAAAGGACAUAUAUACCCCUGCACUGGUGGCAUGUGUAAAAGAAUGUGUUUUUGUUUGUUUUUUUUUCCCUUCAGAAUGUAACAUGGAGUAUGGAAUCCUAUUUAAGAAAUACCUUUCAAGGAAAUUCUACUGUUCCCAGACUAAAAUAUACCAGCUGGUUCUAAGCCUAUAGUACAAAAUGCACCUCAGAUUUCAUCAGCAGCAUUUAUUUUGAUGAAUUAAGUCAGACAAUUCUGUUUUUUGCCCUGUAAACUAUGUGGUUUGUAUUGGUUGUGCUACCUUGUUAAAGGUAGUAAUUGGAUUUUUUUUUUUUUAAAUUAACCCCUGUAACACACAUACUGCCUAAAAUUGUAUUUCAUUUAUAUUAUAUUUUGAGCGAGGCAGUGUUAUGACAGCUCAUGAAUCCUGCAUUUAGUCAUUUUUUAAAAUUAUUUUCAGGUUGAUAUAUGCAGGUGGUAUGUGUGUACCUUAAGUCUGUUUGAAUAUACCUGUGUUGUCUGAGCCAAUGUUUGAAAAGGGAAUUACAGAAAAAUGGUUUGCUAAAUAAUAAGUAAACAAAAUAUAUAAUUAUAUUUGGUUCAGUUUCAUAUAGGUCACUGUCUGUUUUCAGCAGUAUUACUAUUGUAAAGCUUCUGAGAGGAGUGGAGCGCUCAUAAAUGCAGCUCCUCGCUCUCUUCCUCUUUGAAACCGUUCGCUUUCCCCCGUCCCAGUGAGUACUAUUAUGUUUUUAGUAAAACUAAUUAUUAAAAAAAUGAAUUUGUGAAAAAUACAUUUGAUAACUAUAAUUGACACGUUCAAGGUCUGCAAAAUAUUUAUUACAGCAAUAACAGGGUUUUUAAAGUUUUUAUUUUUUAAAUUAUAUUUAUUUCCCUGGAGAAUAAUUCAAUCUCACUUUCACAUGAAGUGAUGAAAACGCUUUGGGUAAAGUGAAUCUUCUGCACCUCGAUGGGAUCAUUCGCAAGACAACCCCAAUCCAAACAUUUUUUUUUAAUUGUAUAAGCUUUGUGAAAUUUGCAAUUUAACAAAGUUCAUAUACAAGCACACAAUGGCUUUCGCUGUUGUAAUAACUCUUGCUGUGCAAAUUGGAUAUUAUUGAUUAUUUUGUUAACUUUAGUUAUACAGGGUGAUUUCAUAGAUUGCACAGUAUUGUCAGAGCAUCGCAAAAGCUGCAUCAUUUAUGGAUUAUAUCUUGUAUGUACAGUGUCAAAUAUGUCCUUUGCAAAACAUCUUUUAAAGUGGGCGUUGGAGUGGGAGCAGUGCCGGAGGCUUUUCGCGCUCAUGCUCCGCUCAGGAGCUUUACCCACUCCACCACGCUCCUAGCAAAAUAGUCCCACUCCACUCCACUCACAUGCUCUGCUGCACAGAAAUGUGGUUAAUAUUCAGUCUGGCAGCAUAAUGCAAGGAAUCAGAUCCAUUGAAGAGGUUGUACAUGCAAUACACACUUUUUUUGUAGUAGUAGUAGUAGUAGUAGUAGUUAUAGUAAUUUUACAGUUUAUUUUAAAGUAAGGAUUACCCAUAGAGGUAAUGAAACAGUGCUACUAAUUGAAAUCUGAAAUCCUGACUUACCACACAGAGCAGACUAGAAGACUGAUUGCCUUUAACUGUCUAUUGCAACAUAGGUAGUAAAACAUGAGCUGCAGUAUAUAUUUAUGGCAAACAACUAAAACAUGAACAUUAUUUGCCACCAAACGCUAGUGGACACAUUUUAUGCAUUCACUUUUUGUAAAAAAUUCUUCAAAUUUAGAUAUUUACUCCCAUUCUCUAUUUUACUUUGUUUUAGUCAUAUUUAAAAUGUUGGUAUUUGCUAUUUAAAAAUGAAACUUAGUUGAAAAUAAUUAAAUUAUACAUUACACAAUACACCGUCAAGUAGCCCAAGGUGCUUUUGCAUUGCUUUGUGCUUUUGAUCUGAAGCUAAUCUUUAAAAAAAAAAAAAAAAAAGUAAAAGUGGUACAAGAAAAACAGCUUGCAUCAACAGCAAGUUAAAGCUAGUGUAUGUGUUUGUGUAUCGGUUAGAUUGCUAUUUCCAUAGUUACUGUACACCCCAGAAGAGCUGGUAGCAGCAAGUGCAUUUCCAAUUUGGAUCGGUUUUCAGAUGCAGUAGAUUAAUCGGGAGUAAUAAACGUGGACGUAUAUUGUACCUUGGUUAUAUACUUGCAAUCUUUACUGGAAAGGAAUUACAAUUUUUUGUAAGGCUUGUGCAAAUAUACCAGACAGUUAUCCAAUCAAGACCAUGGACUCGCUAGUUGAGGAAAGGCUUGUUUAAUGUUUCAACCACUUGAUACUUGCAAGACCCUUAACAUUAGUAAAGACAACAUGCAUGCCUUUUUCAUAAUAUACUGUUUAAAAUUUCAGUGAAAUCGUGAAGUAACAGUGUUUUGGAAAGGGCAGAAAAUGUUGAUCUAAUCCACAUCAUGUGGUCGGUUCCCUUUUGAACACUAAAGUUUAUAACAAAAUGCGUUGUAUCUAAAGCUACUAAAAAAAUGUCUUGCCAUCCUCUUGUGCAUUAUAAAUGCAUUUAUUUUACAUUCAAAUCUUGAAAGAAGGGUCUGCUUAUGAACUGUGAACUUUUAAUUUCUUUAAGAAUAUAUUUACAUUUGUUAGAUUUAUAAAGAGCAUGGUAUGUAAAGUAUUAAAAGUCACAGUUAUCCAAACUUAUGCAUUCAUGUAAGAUACUGUACUUGAGGUUUUAUAUUUCAAACUAUAUAUGUGUCUCAUAUGCAGUAAAACAGUCAAGCACUAUACAGUUGUAACUGAAGUGUGUAGGUGGUUUUGCACUUUGUAACUGAUCUUUUAAGCGCCUUAUGUCUUAAAGGCACUGUACUAACUUCCCUGCAUAUACUAGUAGAUAAAUACCUUAAGUAGUUCUUUUUAUACUCUCCAUUAUCAGGAAUAGGUUUUUAGAUAUUGUAGUAAUCAGUAGCCUUAUGCUUGCUUUUUAAAAUCUAUAAACAGCAUGGUUAUGUUUUUAUUAUUUUAUUUCUUCCAUUUUGUUUGUAUGUACAGGUUACAGACUUUUUGGGCUGGACCCACUUAAAGUCCACUCAGAUACCUAUGUAUAAUGUCCAGAAACCUAUUUAAGAAGCUAUGACUUGAUAAGGAAAAAAGGAAAGAAAAAAACUAAACGUGACAUCCAGAGGAUUGUGAUGUGCUGCUUUGUAGCAUUUUUAAAACCUUUCAUUAUUUAGUUCAGUUUUUAAAGGUUUUACUUGAAUUUUAUUGUGACAAACCACCCUUUUUAUAUGUUGAAAACAAAGUUGUGGUUACCAUAUGGCAUAGCACUGAAGGUUAGUUAACAUAGGCAGUUUCAUACCAAUGGUGAAUGUUCAAAUCCUUUGGUGAGAGAGGUUUCUUACUACAAAUGUAGUACUGUUUGAUUAUAGACUUAGGCCAAACUUUUGAAGUAAAAAGCACAUCUGUUUUUCUCAGAACGCCAGGAGAGAGUUGUUGUAACACUGAGCAUGGCUGUUUUAUUUUGGGGGAGGCUGGCUUGUGGGCUUUUUUUCUAUUUGUUUGUUUUUAGUGCCAAAAAAAUGUAAUCCAAUACUGGGAGCAUAGAUAUGUGGCACACACUUGUUCUAGAUACUAAGUUUGGAAAAGUAAAGGCGUAACUUCUUUUAUAAUGCAAAAUAGAUGUCUCUAUAGGGAGGCUACCAGCCCAAAUCGAGCAAAAUAAACUUUUCUCCCUGUUGUGUUCAGAACUAUUCUCUCUAAACUAAAUUACUUUUUUUACUCAUGUUAUGGGCCAAAUUAAGAUUUUGUAUAAACCAACUGCAUGUAUGUUAAAUUGCAUUAACCAAGCAUUAUAGUAUCCUCAUUAUUUUGGUACAUUUUGCUAUGUAGCUUGAAAAGAAAAUGUUUGGCCUAAGACUGCACUUUCUGUAGCUCAUGUUUAUUACCUAGUAACAAUCUGCAUUUUUCUUUUUAUCUAUGAAGUCUAUUGUACAUCAUGCUAUUGCUCUGUUCCAGGUCUGUCUCAAAUAAUUGAGUGUUAUGUAAUUAUGUAUAAAUAAAUUUAUUUAAAGUGA